UUGGUCUCUCACACCGCGGUCUUUUUUGAAGACACCGACCGCGGUGUAAUACGCUAUAUUCAGUUUGUGGGUGAGUUUCUGUCCCACUGGUGGUCUGUGUUUCAUCUGCCUUCCAUUUACACCGCGGUCUUUUUUGAAGAUCCCGACCGCGGUGCAACAUCUAUUUGUCCUAUUUCGACGGAUCCCUGUCUUUUGGCCACUACUAUCUCCCUUGAUUUAUACCUCGGUGGGGGCCCCCACCGAG
Molecule: messenger RNA, 244 nt
Organism: Pelobates cultripes (western spadefoot toad)
Lineage: Eukaryota; Metazoa; Chordata; Amphibia; Anura; Pelobatidae
Source: the annotation of a GenBank genome assembly